This is a messenger RNA of Ornithorhynchus anatinus (platypus), 2595 nucleotides long. RefSeq names its product retinoid X receptor gamma (gene RXRG). Gene Ontology annotation, molecular function: nuclear steroid receptor activity; zinc ion binding; nuclear receptor activity. The coding region runs from base 488 to 1714 and encodes 408 amino acids. Gene Ontology annotation, cellular component: RNA polymerase II transcription regulator complex; nucleus. The transcript has 10 exons. NCBI's taxonomy places the organism in Eukaryota, Metazoa, Chordata, Mammalia, Monotremata, Ornithorhynchidae. The record is from RefSeq and is a predicted model, not a curated record. Gene Ontology annotation, biological process: response to retinoic acid; cell differentiation; retinoic acid receptor signaling pathway.
GUCCGCCGACGGAGAAUGGAUAGGCGUUGAGGAGAGGGAAGGCUUUUUAAUAACACGGCAUUGAUUUUGGGGGACGUGUGCACGUCUGUGUGUGUACGUGCGUGUCACCGAAGGCGAAGGAGCUGAAAUCAUCCGCCCCUCCCUCCUCUGACAACCCCCGUUCAGUCAAACGUCGACCGGCUCAGAUCUGUCCGGACGGGGCCGCCGACCCGGUCUCCCACAGAUUAGCCCCAGCGGAAAAGCGUGGGAACACGGGGCCCCCCUCGUCUCGAUCGGCGAGCGGCAGAGGGGCCGGCGGCAUCGAAGCCGCAGCGCGGAUAUCCUCGGCCAUCCCGGGAUCCGGGGGUGUGAGGUGGAAGGCCGCGGCUCCCGUCCGGGCUCGGUCCUAGAGGAGGAGAGGCCUUGGCCCCCGUCCAGCCGCCUGGAAGUUCGGGGGAGAUUUGCUCCCCCUUCCUCCCGGAGAGACGGUCGAAGCGGAGGAUUAAACAUGUUUGGAAAUUAUCCUCGCUUGACCAAGUUUUCUGCGGGUUUUGGUGAUUCUUCAGCCCCCGCCAGCUCAACGUCCUCGAUCCCGGAGACGGUACUGACCCCGGGAAGACCCACGGACGUCCUCCCUGGCUUCAUCGAGGCUCCAAGCGGGACUGGCGGGUCGGAGGACGUGAAGCCUUCGCCGGGACUGUCCGGCCUGGGGCCGGUGAGCUGCCCGUCCGCCAGCCCGGGCCUCCUGGCUAAGCACAUCUGUGCCAUCUGCGGCGACAGAGCCUCAGGGAAGCAUUAUGGGGUGCACAGCUGUGAAGGCUGCAAGGGGUUCUUCAAGCGUACCAUCCGGAAGGACCUGGUGUACACGUGCCGGGACAGCAAGGACUGCUUCAUCGACCGGCGCCAGCGCAAUCGCUGCCAGUUCUGCCGUUACCACAAGUGCCUGAGCAAGGGCAUGAAGCGUGAGGCGGUGCAGGAGGAGAGGCAGCGGAGCCGGGAGCCCGGAGCGGAGCCCACGGGCACCGGCCACGAGGACAUGCCGGUGGAGAGGAUCCUGGAAGCAGAGCUGGCCGUCGAGCCCAAGAUGGAGCCGGAGACGGACCGGGAUCAGAAUCCCCAGAAUUCGACCAACGACCCCGUCACCAACAUCUGCCACGCGGCCGACAAGCAGCUCUUCACUCUGGUGGAAUGGGCCAAGCGGAUCCCCCACUUCUCCGACCUGGCCCUGGAGGACCAGGUCAUUCUGCUCCGGGCCGGCUGGAAUGAACUCCUGAUCGCCUCCUUCUCCCACCGCUCGGUGUUUGUGCAGGACGGCAUCCUCCUGGCCACCGGCCUGCACGUGCAUCGCAACAGUGCUCACAGCGCCGGCGUCGGCUCCAUCUUCGACAGGGUCCUGACGGAGCUGGUGUCCAAGAUGAAGGGCAUGAGGAUGGAUAAGUCGGAGCUGGGGUGUCUCCGAGCCAUCGUGCUCUUUAACCCGGACGCUAAAGGCCUGUCCAGCCCCUUGGAGGUGGAGUCCCUGAGGGAGAAAGUUUACGCUACGCUCGAAGGAUACACCAAGCAGAAAUACCCCAGCCAGCCGGGCCGGUUUGCCAAGCUCCUGCUCCGCCUGCCGGCCCUGCGCUCCAUCGGCCUCAAGUGCCUGGAGCACCUGUUCUUCUUCAAGCUCAUCGGCGACACGCCCAUCGACACCUUCCUCAUGGAGAUGCUGGAGACCCCGCUCCGCCUCACCUGACUCGCCGCCGAUGCCCCUUCCCCCUCCAGGCCAUCUGACUGCCCUCCAUCCCUUCCUCCUCCGCUGUCCCUUCCCCCUCCAGGCCACCUGAUUGCCCACCGUCCCUUCCCGCUCCAGGUCACCUGACUGCCCUCCAUCCCUUCCCGCUCCAGGUCGCCUGAUUGUCUGUUGCCCUUUCCCACGCCGGGUCACCUGUCUACCCUCCAUCCCUUCCCGCUUCAGGUCACCUGAUUGUCUGUUGCCCUUUCCCGCUUCGGUUCACCUGAUCGUCUCCUUCCCCUUCCCGCUCCAGGUCACCUGACUGUCCUCCAUCCCUUCCCGCUCCACAUCACCUGACUCCCCACUGCCCCUUCCCACUCCAGAUCGCUUGAUUACCCACUGUCCCUUCACAUUCCAGGUCAAUGCCCUCCCCCCCACCGCUCCAGGUCACCUGAUUGUCCGUUACCCCUUCCCUCUCCAGGUCACCCGACUGCCCACCGCCCGUGUCACCUGCCUGCACCCCACCCUUUCCUGUCCCGUCCCCCCCGACUCUCUCCCACCCCCUGGGGUCCACUGGGUCCACCGCCCGACAACGGCGGCGCGGUGCUCCGGGAGGAGAAAUACCCAGCGUAAGGCCCUGGGGCUUCCUCCCCGUCUUCUCCCCCCAACCCCUCGUUCCCAACCCACUGUGGCUGCCUGCCUUCAGUCGAGAAGCCUCUUCCCGCACCCGAGACCUUCGAGGUAAAGUUUUGUACAGGUUGGAGGUCCUCCACGAUGGUGGGAGAGUGUGGAGGGGGAACCCUCCGGCCAAACCCUCUGUACAAAGAAUCAGUUUGAAUUAUUUUUUCACUUGCCACAGAAAAAGCCAAAUGAAUAAAAAAAUGAUAAAAUCAUAGAUGAGA